ACCGGGAAGGAUUUUGUUGUGACAGCGGAGCAGCAACCCGGUGCGGAGACGGUAAUAACAGAGGUUUUUAUUUUCCUCUUGGAUAAGCCAUGGCCUUCAGCAAAGGAUAUCGUAUUUACCACAAGCUGGAUCCACCACCUUACAGUGUCAUAGUGGAAACGAGGUCCAGGGAGGAAUGUCUUAUGUUUGAAUCGGGCGCUGUGGCCGUUUUGUCGGCGGCAGAAAAGGAGGCCAUUAAAAGUACGUACACCAGGAUCUUUGAUGCGUAUGGAAUUCUUGGUGUUCUCCGGCUAAACCUGGGUGACUCCAUGCUCCACAGCCUGGUGGUUGUAACUGGAUGCAGCUCUGUAGGCAAAGUGCAGGAUUCAGAGGUCUUCAGGGUCACACAGACAGACUUCAUAUCGCUGACGAAUGAUCCAGCCGAUGAGGACCGGAUUGCUGAGGUGCGCAAGGUCCUGAACUCAGGACACUUCUACUUUGCCUGGUCUGCCACUGGAGUCGGGAUGGAUUUGAGUCUCAAUGCACAUCGCAGGAUCCUAGAGGACACCACAGACAACCGCUUCUUUUGGAACCAAUCUCUGCACUUGCAUCUUAAACACUAUGGAGUAAAUUGUGAUGACUGGCUGCUGAGGCUGAUGUGUGGCGGCGUAGAGAUCAGGACUAUCUACGCAGGCCACAGACAGGCCAAGGCUUGCAUCUUCUCUCGCCUCAGCUCGGAGCGAGCCGGGACGCGAUUCAAUGUCCGAGGAACCAACGAUGAUGGGCAGGUGGCCAACUUCGUGGAGACUGAACAGGUUAUUUUCCUGGAUGAUAGAAUCUCAUCCUUCAUCCAGAUCCGGGGGUCCAUUCCUCUUUUCUGGGAACAGCCGGGAAUCCAGGUGGGCUCCCAUCGUGUCAAACUCUCAAGGGGAUUUGAGGCAAAUGCACCCGCUUUUGAAAGACACUUCACUGCACUGCGGACGUUGUAUGGAAAGCAGGUGAUCAUCAACCUGCUUGGAGGCAAAGAAGGGGAACAUAUGCUCAGCAAAGCAUUUCAGAGUCACCUGAAGGCUUUAGAACACGCCACAGCAGUGAAAAUGGUUAACUUUGACUAUCAUCAAAAUGUGCGGGGUGGCAAGACGGACAAACUCAGCAGUGUCCUGAAACCCCAACUGAGUAAAUUCAUAGAUGAGUGUGGCUUUUUCUACUACUCUGGGGAAAAAGGCAUUGUGAGAACCCAGGGAGGGACCAUCAGGAGUAACUGCCUGGACUGUUUGGACAGAACUAACAGUGUUCAAGCCUUCUUCGCACUUGAGAUGCUACCCAAGCAGUUGGAACAAAUGGGUCUGACAGAGAAACCACAGCUGGUGGCCAGGUUCCAGGAGGUUUUCAGGACCAUGUGGUCUGCUAAUGGUGACUCCAUCAGUAAGAUCUAUGCAGGGACAGGAGCCCUGGAUGGCAAGGCCAAGGCCGGAAAGCUUAAAGAUGGAGCUCGCUCUGUGACGCGGACCAUCCAGAACAACUUCUUUGACACCUCCAAGCAGGAGGCGAUAGACAUCUUGAGGCUGGGAUCCACACUUAACAGUGAUUUGGCAGACAAAGCUCGAGCCUUGCUCACCACUUCCAGUCUUUAUGUCACUGAGCCUGUCUUACAAUCAGCCUCUCCAAGAGUGUUGCUGGGAAUGUGUCAGAACCACCAUAGAUACACAAAGCCCAAGCAAAUCCGGGUCUGUGUCGGCACCUGGAACGUCAACGGGGGCAAACAGUUUCGCAGCAUCGCAUAUCGCAACCAAACACUGAACGACUGGCUGCUGGAUGCUCCAAAGAAAGCCGGGCAUCCGGAGUUUCAGGACAGCAAAGCCAAUCCCAUAGAUAUCUUUGCCAUUGGCUUUGAGGAAAUGGUUGAACUGAAUGCCGGGAACAUUGUCAGUGCCAGCACUACUAACCAGAAACUGUGGGCCGCUGAGCUCCAAAAAAACAUUUCGAGGGAUCACAAGUACGUGCUGCUUGCCUCUGAGCAGCUGGUGGGCGUGUGCCUGUUUGUUUUCAUCCGUCCGCAGCAUGCACCCUUCAUCAGGGAUGUCGCUGUAGAUACAGUGAAAACUGGAAUGGGCGGGGCGACUGGUAAUAAGGGAGGCGUCGCCAUCCGCCUGCUGUUCCACACCACCAGCAUCUGCUUCGUCUGCUCCCACUUUGCUGCCGGCCAGUCUCAAGUUAAGGAGAGGAACGACGACUACAAUGAGAUCACUCGCAGACUCAGUUUUCCCAUGGGUCGUCUGCUUUAUUCACACGAUUACGUGUUCUGGUGCGGAGACUUUAACUACCGAAUCAACUUGCCCAAUGAGGAAGUGAAAGAGUUCAUCAAACAGCAGAACUGGGAUGCUUUAACAGCUGGUGAUCAGUUGUUGGAACAGAAAAACUCAGGAACGAUCUUUCGAGGUUUUAUUGAGGGAAACUUGGAUUUCGCCCCCACUUACAAGUAUGACCUCUUCUCAGAAGAUUAUGACACCAGCGAGAAGUGCCGAACACCAGCAUGGACCGACCGCAUACUUUGGAAAAGGAGAAAGUGGAACUUCAACAGAACUGCUGAGGAGAUGAACGUUGUAGGUGUGCCUUCUACAUCCGGGGAGGCUGAGGAUAAUCCGGAACAGGCCUGGAGCCCUGGGACCUUGAAGUACUAUGACAGGGCUGAGCUCAAGACCUCAGAUCACAGGCCCGUGGUAGCAAUAAUAGAUGUUGACAUCCUGGAGGUGGAUCCUGAGGAACGACACCAGGUCUACAAAGAUGUCAUUGCCCUGCAGGGGCCUCCAGAUGGCACCAUCUUGGUGUCCCUCUGCUCCUCUGGGCCUGAUGACUAUUUUAGUGAUGAACUCAUUGAUGAGCUGCUUGAUAAGUUUGCUAAUUUUGGAGAAGUCAUCCUCAUCAGGUUCGUUGAGGAGAAAAUGUGGGUGACCUUCUUAGAAGGUUACUCUGCUCUUGCUGCGCUCUCUCUUAGUGGUUCCACCGUCCUUGACAAGCUGAUUGACAUCCGCCUAAGGAGUCCAGGCUGGAUCAAAAGUCUGGAGGAGGAAAUGAGCGUGGAGAGGAUCUGCGGCAGCAUUCCCACUUCAGCCAGCUCCAGUUUGCUUGCUGAGGAUGUGGACGUGGGUGAUGACGAUUAUGAUAUGGAAGGUGAUGUGGAUGACGAGGUGGAAGACAUCCUUCCCCAGCACUUGCAGCCUGGAGCAGGCUCUGCCCCUGGAUCUUCACCUCUGCCGUCCCCCCGCAGCAGUCCUUGUCCCUCUCCUACUCAUGGUGAACCCGCUGCUCCCUACAGACCAAGCCGUGGACAACAACCCCCUCGACCGUCACAAGAUUUAAGCCCACCAUCGCAGAGGAGAGAAACAGCAGGGCCUCCUGUAGACUUCCAGCCUGGUGCACCCACAGGCCCAGGUCUGGAGCCCAAACGACCUCCUCCACCUCGGCCCAAUGCUCCUCCGGCCAGACCAGCUCCGCCUCAACGCCCACCACCACCUUCAGCUGGCAUGAGCCCUCAGCCAGUUAGAAAGGACUCUGGAGGACCAAAAAGCCCUGCUCUCCCUCGCCCAGAUGCUCCUGCAGGUCGAGGUCAGGCAGGAGCUCCAGCACCUGGAGGGGCUUCCCGACCAAAUAUUCCUCCACGAGCUGGAGUGAUCAGUAUGCCCCCUCAGUCUCGCCCGCAACCUCCAUCUCACCCGGGUGCGCCAAGGCCCAUUCCUGAUGUGCAUCCUGGGGCCCCUCGCCCAAUCCCAGACAAUCACCCCGGAGCCCCGCGGCCUGUGCCCAGUGCGCCAGUUAAACCAGCUGACCUUCCUCUGGGUCCUCCACCAUCAGGACCCCCUCCCACCAUGAAACCCCAGGCUCAUUCUCCCAUGCAGCCUCAGCCAGCUCCCCCGUCUGCUCAGUCACAGCUGCCACCACCCAUGCAGCCCACACUUCCUGCUCCUCUGCAGCCACAACAAGCAGCUCCGCCUGCCGCGGCUACCCCACCUGCAGCAGCCGCUCCCACCGUUGCUUCUCCGGGGCCUCAGCAGAACCUUUCCUCUCCUAAACCACCUCCUCGCUCACGCUCCUCUCAUGCACUGCCACCUGACGCUGCCAAGUCUGAGUCUGCCCCAGCUGCACAGACCAACAGACUGAAUGGAUUCCAAAGAGAAGCACAGUGGAAGCCUGACCCCUUUCAUUCACUUACAUCUGACUUGUUCUUUUCCUCAUCCUCCCAACACACCACCCAGUCUCUAAACAGAGGCUCCUCUGUGCAGGCUCCAUCCCCCGUUCCUUCAUCUCCAUAUUCCUCCUCCACUCUCCCCUCGUCCUUCUCCCUCCAGUCUUCUGCUUUAUCAGACCUUAAGUCCCUGAAUUCAUCUUCCUCAUCCUCGCUCUCCACCCCGCCACCGUUCGCCGCCUCGCUGCUCCUGCCUCCCCCUGCCCCAUCUCGCAGCCGCUCUCAGGAGAUACUGCGUGCCUCUCCGAACCCCUUCCAGGCUGAGCCGCUCCCUGCCCGACCCAGCAGCACCAAUCCCUUCACAGGCCCUCUGGUGCAGCAGCAUCAACUGCCUCGACGUUCUCUCACCCCGGACUUCAGUCUCCAACAUGAAACCCAAACAGCUGACCUUCAGAGGACUCUGUCUGCUAUUUCUCAACCACUUGUCCCCACCCCUGCAGCUGUACCGUCCUACCAACUCAGUCGGACCAUGUCUUUGUUUGGACCAUCAUCCGGUCCCAAUCUUACACAAGUUCCUCUGCUACCUCUUGCUCCUGAUCUGUCUCCUGCCCCCACUUUACCCUUGGCGCUGCCCUCCUCCCUCCGUCCCACCGUCGCACCCCGUUGCCAGCCGCCACCUCCCUCUAGAGGGCAACAAAAGAAGCAGUGGGUCACAUUUGAUGAUGAUCUGAAUUUCCCACCAACAACAAAAACACAACAGAACCCCGUAUUCCCUUCCAGUUCUCCUGUGCCCCAGACUCUAUCUCAGUCAACCCGCUCUGUGUUCGACUCUGAGCCUGAGUGGUUAUCCUCCUUACCCCCUCACAUCCCAACCAGAACUGCAACCAGUAACCCGAACCUCCCGCAGGGUCCCAGUAACAAUGGCUUCUUUUCCUGAGUAGAACAAAAUCAUAAUGUCACCCCUCAGAUGUAAGGGGAAUAUCCAUAUAUGUAUAGAUCUAUAUUAAAUGAGUAAAUGUGUGUGUUUAUGUAAAAAAAAAGAAGAGACAAGAUUUAAGAAUUAUAGACCAAUCCCUUCAGAGUCGUGGGAAAAACGCAGUAUCAUGAGAAAUGUAUGAGCCCAGCUGCUUGUUUUAACUUUAAAACUUCCCUGAUUUUAACAUUUAUUUGCUAUCACUUGCUAUGUUUGUUUUAAUGACUGCAGCAAACACAUGCCUGUGUCUAUGGUAUGUUUCCUAUAAAGUAUCUAUGUACACACAAGUCAUGCGUUUACUCACCUGUGCAAUAUCAAAGCAUACAUGUGUGGCUGCACUGAUGUUUGGUAUAAAUAUGUGUGGCUUUGCAGAAGACCCACAGCAGUUCUCAUCCAUCAUUUUUGACUGAUCAGAGCUCUCAGAGCAGGAGUUGAUCAUUGGUUUUUCUCUUUGCUAUCUGGUCGCAGGAUAAGCGCUGCAGGGUUCUAUGUACUCGUUUUGUUUCCUGGGACUGGCAGGUUCAGACUUAAGGUCUCUUUAAUUUCUGAAUGUAAUUUUAUUUGCACUGGAUUUGUUGACUCUGCAGUGUGUGGAAAAAGCAAGAGCACAAGCUGUUAUGUCAGUUCAGCUGGACUGCCGCAGGACUGAUACUCUGUGUAAUAUCACCUCAUCCGCUCGAUAAUGAUAGGUUGUUUUGUUUUGCUCUAUUCAGUCGGCAUUCCUUAUCUGUAAGCUGAUAUACUUUAAGGUAUUUUGUGGCUAAGCAUCCAAACCUAUACAUAGGAAACUUAUGUUUAAAUGUAUGCUCGAUUAUAGAAAGUGCUUGCCAGACGUGUGAGUGUGUUUGUGAGGACCAAGCCAGAGGUUUUGGUCGAUGAUACGAAUAUGCACUGAGAUGCUGUAGGCGCUCUCCUGGUCAGGUUCUACAGGUUCUAACAGAGGAGGGUAUUUUCACUUUGAUUUGACCUGCAGUGUUUAAAUCUUUCUUGGUUUAUCCAAAGUAAUCUGUAUGAUAAACUAAUAAAAUGUUUGUACUUAAAGUACAAUGACGACAUGGUUUGGGUCUGCAAGAGUAAUAAUCAGACAGCACUUUUUUGUUUACUUUGAGUCAUUUGUUAGAAUUUCUGGUACCAGCUACUCUAAAUAAUGUUACCGUGGUGAGAAGUGAUGUGCUGUGUUUGAGGUGCAUAUCAUCUGUUGUGUUGUUGUUUUUUUGUUUGUUUGGUUGGAUUUGAGUGUAUAUACAGGUUUAAGAGUGGAAACCGUCCAUCGUCUUUCCUUCCAGACUCGAAGCUAACAGCCAACAUUCACCCACUUUCACCUGCAACUGUGUUUUUGCUCCAUCCUGUCAGUUGCCGAUUAAAGACAAUAUUUUAAAUUAAAAUAGGAGACCUUUUCAUUAAGCAAAUAAAAACCCUCACAUAGCAGUUACUUUUGAUCAGGUUAGAACAUUUCCAGCUGACUGUGGCCCAGAUUGUAGACAGUUUUGGGUUAUCAAAAAUAAUAUUCUAGGUAUCUCGCCGUGAGCGGUCAUGAAUUAUUUUGAUUAGGUGCAGUGGCGCCCUCAGGCUGUUUUACUUACCUUUCAAAACAAAAUGAUUACAGAGGAAACAUUUUAGAUCGUCCUUAGCUAGCUAUAUUAGCAGUUAGAGCAGCUAGCACUCCUAAAAUCUCAGUCUCCAUGCUCCCUAGAGCAAGUGGGUUUUAACGUUAGCUCUGAGAUUCCAAAGAGGCUGCCACCAUUUCCAAAUUGAGCAUAAUUCAUAAUAGGCAAAGGUGAAAGUUUAAAAAGGAGCAACUUUGCUGUACUCUGCUGAGCCUUCCUGUUAUCUGCUCAAAGUCUUGGCCUCAAUGAGCUGUAUUUGUUGACGUUGUAGAAAAUGUUUUUUUUUUUAAACAGCAUCUUACAUCUCUGUGUUUCCUUUGACAUUAUUUUUCACCCCCCUCACUUAUACUGAAACUAGCUAACUGGGAGUCUUCUUCACUCAGCAACAGUAUCCACACCUAAGAGUGUAGUUGUCAGUGCCGCCUCGUAUCUCUUGCAUAGCUUGCAUUUACCGAUGGGUACUUUUCAGUUUACUACCUGCUGAUCACCGGUCAGGGCUGAUCAAGCUGAAAAUUGUUGGCUUCUGAUCAUUUGCACAUUCCUCUGUACACCUCUAGUUUCAAGCUGCUCUAAGUAUUUAAAGUUUCACAUUUUAUGUCUGAAAAUGACUGUUUCUACCUGUUGAGAGGCUGUUUGUUGUGUAAACCUUACAGAAUUUUUAUUCAUUUUUCUGUGUGUUUCAGUAUUUUGUCCUGUACUUCCUGAUUCACUGCUUAAAUACUUGUUAGCGAGACAACGAUGACAGGAAAUACAUGUGCUAAAGGAUCAGUAAAAGCCCCAAGGCAUGUAAAUACCCCAAAUAAAUCCCAUUCACUGCAUUUAAAAGCUAUGUGUAAGCAAGAGUAUCAGACAGCGGCUGCUUACAUGCCAUCUCUGAAAUGUUAUCUGUGGUGUUGUCCCAGUGUGUGCAGUAGAUACUGGAUCAACAGUAGAUCACUAGCCAGCGCUUUACAACAUGUCACCAUUUCAGAUUCAGUAUUUUUUUGGGGUUUUUUUUGUUUUUAGGUAACAAAUUACUCCCUUUGUCAGGUUGGUGUCCCUUUUUAUGGCUAUAAUCCAUAGUGAAUAAGAGUCUGUGUUGUGAAACAAACAUAUUCUGUAUGUACUAAAGUGAAUACAUGAAGCUGUAAUUCAUGUUAAUAUCCAAUGUUCCAUAGUUUACGUGCAAAGCAGAUGGCACAUUAAUGUAUGAAGCAGUUUGUGUUGUAUGUGUGCUGAAAUAAAUGUACACUGAUGA
Molecule: messenger RNA, 7979 nt
Organism: Girardinichthys multiradiatus
Lineage: Eukaryota; Metazoa; Chordata; Actinopteri; Cyprinodontiformes; Goodeidae
Gene: synj1
Product: synaptojanin 1
Exons: 32
Coding region: 90-5099 (1669 amino acids)
Biological process (GO): phosphatidylinositol dephosphorylation; synaptic vesicle endocytosis
Molecular function (GO): nucleic acid binding; phosphatidylinositol-4,5-bisphosphate 5-phosphatase activity
Source: RefSeq, a predicted model, not a curated record